AAUGAAACAUGUGACAAGGUGUGAUUAGUUAUCCACUAAUCUCACUGCAUGUUUGUUGACAGAUGGGUCUUUUGUCAGGGUAAUUUGUUCAACAGGAUAACCAGGUAGAUAAUUACCUGUUGCUUUUGUGGUUGUUGGGGCCAUUGUUUUGUUUAAAAAACAUCCUUACUGUGAAUAUUCAUUGGGGCAAACAGUAGGGUUCAUUGUAUGUAGUUUACCCAGACCAUGUCAUUCCUACUAUACCCAGGAGCAAUUAAACACUGCUGAGAGUUUGUGUAUAAAUCAUCAGACUGCAUUUUUAAGUGGAACUUAAUAUCAGUCACCAUUGCUCCUGGCAGAACUUCUCUCCCAGCUGCAUAUAUGUUCAGUUGCAUCAAAUAAAACCACUAUUCAUUCGGGAUGCAAACAAACAGGAGAGGGCUGGAACGGAAAGGGGUGUGACGGUGGUGUUGUGUUUCAUGUCAAACCACCUGGAGAGGAGACACUUAAGGCGCGCUAGUUCACGGUUCCAGCGGCAGUACAGACUCCACUCGUCCACAGAGGGCCACAUUACUUGAAUGACUACACUUGAAUCACUGCAUUGGACCGCACUCAGUCUCUUCCCUCCAGGGCGAUGGACAGCAACAGGAUCAGGCCGCUUGGCCUCACGGGCCAUUCCAGCUCCUCUCUCGGUGGAUUGCAGGUGCCCCCAUCCCUCCUGCGCCCGUCUUCACUUUUCCUCCGGGCGUGUAACCCCGCACUUGAGAGGGGAUACCCCCGCACUCCGAAGUGCGCCAGAUGCAGAAACCACGGCGUAGUGUCCGCGCUGAAGGGCCACAAGCGCUUUUGUCGCUGGAGAGACUGUGUGUGCGCAAAGUGCACCCUCAUAGCCGAGCGGCAGCGAGUGAUGGCGGCGCAGGUGGCGCUAAGGAGGCAGCAGGCCCAGGAGGAGAGCGAGGCCCGGGAGCUGCGGCUGCUGUACUCGGGUUCUGGGAUCGGAGGGGAAGCAGUGGUCCCUCAUGGGUCACCUGGGGGAUCCGGGUUGGCAGCACCAGCAAGCAGCACUCCAUCAGCUGUUGGAGCAAGUUUUGAUGUUUACCGAGCGGAGAAUCAAAAAGAUGAUGACAAAAUAAAUAAGUUCAACCUUUACAACGGAUUCAUGGGACGUUCUCUCUUUGCGCCUCAUGGCACACGCCUUCCCUCACCAUCAGAGAAAACUGAGUGCUCUCCAAAGGACAGCAACGCUCCACUUGUUGAUGACAGUGUCAGCCCAUCCCCGGUGUUUGACCUGAGUUCAGAUCACACAGACAGUCCGCAGAGGUCGCUAUCAUCUUCUGAUCCAGAGUCAGGCAGUGAGACGGAGAAAUCCACUGACUCCCCGAGUCUGGAGCGCGACCCGACCGACAUCAUGGCCAAGAUUUUCCCCCACCAGAAACGGGACACCCUGGAGUCUAUGGUCAGAACCUGUAAGGGUGACCUUGUCAAAUCCAUCGAACUAGUUUUAAGCUCUAAAGAGAACACAUCUGAUACCAAGACAUUGCCUGUGUCCAAUUAUCCAAACGCGUUCAGGGCUUCUGCGGUGUUGCCCGGUGCGCUUGGUGCCCUUGGGAGCAAAUCAGCUUUCGCCCCGCUCCACAUGCCUCCUACGGCCGCUGGAGGAGAGAACAUGUUCGGACUUAGUCCUCGCCUCGGUGUCAGUCCUUUACGGCUGGCGUAUUCCUCUACAAACGGCGGUUUGACCGGGUUUAUGUCACCGUAUAUGACUUCCGGACUGAUGCCGGUGUUUCCACUGCGUCCACCCUUGGACUCCUACUCCUUCCCAGGCAUGAUCCGUGACCUUUCCUACCUCCAGAGUAAGGAAGCACUGUGCAACACAGGGAGCCUGUACUCACGGCUGAACAGUGAGAAGUGACAGAUUAAAAACAUACCUAUUUUCGUUUUCAUUUAUUUUUCCUAUAUUUACCUUGUAUUUUUGUACAUCAAUGAAAACACCCCAACCCUGUGUUUUUGUAAAUGUGUAUAUGAUUUAUUGGUAAUAAACAGUC
Messenger RNA from Cynoglossus semilaevis (tongue sole), 2024 nucleotides. RefSeq names its product doublesex- and mab-3-related transcription factor A1. Lineage: Eukaryota; Metazoa; Chordata; Actinopteri; Pleuronectiformes; Cynoglossidae. Gene Ontology annotation, cellular component: nucleus. Gene Ontology annotation, biological process: regulation of transcription by RNA polymerase II; sex differentiation. Gene Ontology annotation, molecular function: DNA-binding transcription factor activity, RNA polymerase II-specific; protein binding; RNA polymerase II cis-regulatory region sequence-specific DNA binding. Bases 614 to 1891 code for a protein of 425 amino acids. The transcript is spliced from 2 exons. The record is from RefSeq and is a predicted model, not a curated record.